Amoebophrya sp. A25 is the source of this 622-nucleotide messenger RNA. NCBI's taxonomy places the organism in Eukaryota, Dinophyceae, Syndiniales, Amoebophryaceae. The record is from the annotation of a GenBank genome assembly.
GGAAGUAGAACCUCCCAAGAGAGAGAGUCGCAAAAAUGAAUUCUAUUUCUAAUCAUCGAGCACGAGCAGAAGUGUACUACGCGCUCACGGCUGCUCUCGCACGCCGUGGAUGGAUGGAGAAUUGGUUUGCCGAGAAAGUCAUGGCUGGAAUUGAUCCUCAUCUUCGUCUUGGCAGACUUAUUCCCGAGAAAACGACUCCGAGGCCUAGCAGCAUGCUCAUUACAAAAUUACACAACUUCAAAUGGAAACGGGACGGCGAGCCAUGCACUGUUACCACGACAGGGCAGUAGGCGUGGUUUUUGAAGCAAGAAAAUUUAGGAACAUGUGUUGCUGUUGGCUGGUUCGGGGAAGAUCUAGUAGAGCCAGCAGCACAUGGCUGGUUCGGAGUUCCAGAUAAUUCGGGGAAGAUCCAGUCGAGCCAGAGACUGAAUUUUCAUCUUACACUUGUAUAACGGACCUUCCUCUAACAAAACACCCGGCCAGAAGGACAAGGAGGCGGGAAAACGCAAGAGGACUCCAGCGAGGCGUUUGUCGAAAGAAGAAACUGAGAAACAGUCCCCACUCAGUCUCCGUCUGUGUGACGGUGGAAGAGAACUUGGCUCAUGGAUAGCAUUUCGGCUGC